Messenger RNA from Trypanosoma conorhini, 321 nucleotides. RefSeq lists its product as uncharacterized. The record is from RefSeq and is a predicted model, not a curated record. The transcript has a single exon. Lineage: Eukaryota; Euglenozoa; Kinetoplastea; Trypanosomatida; Trypanosomatidae. Bases 1 to 321 code for a protein of 106 amino acids.
AUGUUCUUCCCUGACCUCUGCGGUGACGUGCGGCUGAUGGAGUACAUGCAGCAGCGCGGGGCGGUCCACCAGGUGGUCGCCGAGAAGCAGUGGCAGCAGCAGCUGUGGCAGCAGCAGCAGCAGCAGUGGCAGCAGAUGAUGAUGAUGAUGGGGCAGGGGCCCGUGCCGAUGGGCGGCGACGGCAACCCCGCCCCGCCGUCCGAGAAAUUUCUGAACGAGCUUGACAACAUGCAGAUCCCGGAGGAGCGCCCGGCGGCUACUGAGCGGCCUCACGCGGAACCGACGCAGGGCGGCGGCGGCGAGGGAGACUGCGGCCGGUAA